Rhea pennata is the source of this 9283-nucleotide messenger RNA. It is a transcript of the gene PDE1C, whose product is annotated as phosphodiesterase 1C. The transcript is spliced from 18 exons. The coding region runs from base 38 to 2188 and encodes 716 amino acids. Gene Ontology annotation, cellular component: neuronal cell body. Gene Ontology annotation, biological process: signal transduction. Lineage: Eukaryota; Metazoa; Chordata; Aves; Rheiformes; Rheidae. Gene Ontology annotation, molecular function: calmodulin-activated 3',5'-cyclic-GMP phosphodiesterase activity. The record is from RefSeq and is a predicted model, not a curated record.
AGAAACGCUGCUGCUGAAAGGACAAGCUGGCAGGAUCAUGACAGAGCCAAGCAGCAGAAAGGAAGGAUUUAAAAAAUGCCGGAGUGCUACUUUCAGCAUUGAUGGCUAUAGCUUUACAAUUGUUGCAAACGAGACAGGUGACAAAAAUGCACGACCACUUUCACGAUUUGCCCGAUCUAAAUCACAAAACUGCCUGUGGAACACCAUUAUUGGUGGAUUGACUGGCAAUCUCAAAGAAAGGCCAAAGCCAACCAUCAUCAAUGAUCCCAGACCUCCUGAGGAAAUCUUGGCAGAAGAACUACCACCUGUGGACAGUCCUGAAGCACUGGUGAAAACAUCUUUCAGGUUGCGGUCUUUGGUAAAGCAGUUAGAGAGAGGAGAGGCUUCGGUUGUAGACCUAAAGAAGAAUUUGGAAUAUGCUGCUACUGUUCUUGAAUCAGUAUACAUUGAUGAAACUAGGCGUUUACUGGACACAGAAGAUGAGCUCAGUGACAUCCAGUCAGACUCUGUGCCCUCUGAGGUCCGGGACUGGUUGGCUUCUACCUUCACGCGGCAAAUGGGGAUGAUGCUCAAAAGGACUGAGGAAAAACCUCGGUUCAGGAGUAUUGUCCAUGCAGUACAAGCUGGGAUAUUUGUGGAAAGAAUGUACAGACGGACUUCAAAUAUGGUCGGCUUGAGCUACCCACCAGCUGUAAUUGGAGUGCUAAAGAAUGUAGACAAGUGGUCCUUUGAUGUAUUUGCACUAAAUGAUGCCAGUGGGGAUCAUGCACUGAAAUUCAUUUUCUAUGAACUUCUCACACGCUACGAUCUGAUCAACCGUUUCAAGAUCCCCAUUUCUGCACUGGUCUCCUUUGUGGAAGCUCUGGAGGUUGGGUACAGCAAACACAAAAAUCCUUAUCACAACCUAAUGCAUGCCGCAGAUGUGACACAGACGGUCCAUUACCUCCUAUUUAAGACAGGCGUAGCGCACUGGCUGACAGAGCUGGAGAUCUUUGCUAUGAUCUUCGCAGCUGCCAUCCACGACUAUGAACACACUGGAACCACCAACAACUUUCACAUCCAGACACGGUCAGAUUCAGCCAUUCUAUAUAAUGAUCGUUCUGUGCUUGAAAAUCACCACGUUAGUGCAGCGUAUCGUCUUUUGCAAGAUGAUGAAGAGAUGAAUAUUUUAUCUAACCUCUCAAAGGAUGACUGGAGGGAAUUCAGAGCACUAGUGAUUGAGAUGGUGUUGGCCACUGAUAUGUCCUGUCACUUCCAGCAAAUCAAAGCCAUGAAGAAUGCUUUGCAGCAGCCAGAAGGAAUUGACAAGCCGAAAGCCUUAUCACUGUUGUUGCAUACAGCAGAUAUCAGUCAUCCAGCCAAGGCCUGGGACCUCCAUCAUCGCUGGACCAUGUCUCUGCUGGAGGAGUUCUUCAGACAGGGUGACAAAGAAGCAGAACUAGGGCUUCCCUUUUCUCCACUGUGUGACCGCAAGUCUACUAUGGUUGCUCAGUCUCAAAUAGGUUUCAUCGAUUUCAUUGUGGAACCCACUUUUACUGUGCUGACUGACAUGACUGAGAAGAUUGUAACGCCGCUCAUCGAUGAAGCUUCCCGCUCCGGCUUGUCGGGGUUCAGGCGGUCCAGUCUGAACAGCAUUAGUCCCUCAGAAGUUAAAAGAUCAAGUGUCAAGAGCACUGGGUCAGAAGGAAGUGCCUCACUCAACUGCUCCAUACUCACUGUGGACUUCAAAUGUUUUAAAGCCACCUGGACUGAGGUGGUACAGCAGAAUCGGGAGAAAUGGAAAGCACAAGCCACCAAAGAAGAAAAAGCUAAGAAAGAAGCAGAGGAAAAUGCUCACCAGGGAACAGAAGAAAAGAAAACAGAAGAAAAAGAUGAGAAGAAGCCAGCAGAAGAUGCAGCAGCAGCAAAAACAGAAAAUAGCAAAGAACCAAAUGUUGGAGAAAACCAAAGUGCGGAUUCCAAUCAGAAUCAUGUGAACGGGACUCAACAAACUGGGGUGAGCAAACAUGAAGCCUCUCAAGGGAAAAAUGCAUCUAGAACAGAUAAAGGAGUGGACUCUCAUCAAGCAAUGGGAGAAGAGAAACAGCAUAUCCAGAAUGGUGAAUUAAAGGAAGACGAUAAGUCAGACAAAAAGGAUCAAUCUAUUGUGGGAAAUGAAUCAAAGAAAACAGAUGAUACAGAAGAGUAAAAAUAUAUAUAUAUAUAAAAAGAGACUGCAAAUUUCUUUCAUCAUUUUAGCUGAGCUUCUUCAUUCCUGUUCUCCUCCUUCCGCAAAGACCAGUUUCUGGGGAAGGCGUUAAACAACUUUCAAAACACUCCUCCUCCCACUGGCUACUUCACAAUUAAUGACUCUGGGUUCUAGGGUGGGGGCCUUGUUUGGGGGGUUGAUUUUAUUUUUAUUUGUUUGUUUGUGUGUGUGUAUGUGCAUCUUUUGUUGUUUUGGGGAAAUUUUUGUUAAAAAGAAUCUGGUGGUUUCCUGAUGCAAAUGGUUCCAUUUUCUGGACAGGUCAAGCAAAUAGAUGAAAGUCGUCUUCAAAAGUCAGUAUUACCCUUUGCUGUGCUUCAGCCUGUGAAACCCACAUUAGGAUGAUGCAAAAGAAUAUCAAAAAUCGUGGGAAGAAGCUUGAUAAUACUUCACUUCUUUUUUUUUUUUCUUUUUCCCAAGAGUGUUUCCAACAGCCGGUAGACAGAGAAUUUGACUUAAGUUUUACCCUAACUAUAGAAGAUUUCGUGCAUAUGAAUGGUGAAUCUGUAGCAUUAACUGACCAUUUUUUAGGAUGUGAUGCUUUUCCUGUGUGAUACAAUGAUAGCAAAAUGGUUUUGUUUCUAAAAUGCUUUUGCGUUUUUGCAGUUAGGAAAGAAGGAUCAACAGAAGUGGUAUUCCCUUGGGGCAAAUUUUGUUGUCAGACUCCGAGUGCAUGUACUUCUUGAAGUGUCUGCUUUAACUAGAGAUUACAAGUAAUGAGCUAUUUCCCAACAUUUGUUCAUGGGCUUCUUGUGACCACUCUUUGUCUGACCUGAAGAUCUAGGAAAAGAGGGCAGCAGGGAAUCACACAGAUUGAUUCCUACUUUCAUCUCAGUGUGACAUUUCUUUCAUAACUGAUUGGAUGGACAGGUUAAAGGAAAGGAAAAGCAUUGAUGGAGAAGUGUGGAUAGAGAACAACAAAAUGUGUCCUAAAUACAUUACUGGAAGUCAAUAGAUAUAAACUGUGACAUCCAGUGGAGCUAAACAUAUGGAAAGAAGCCAUAAUUUUGGCCCCUUUUAAAGAGGAAGUGUUAAAAAUACCUCCUUCAGGCCUUGAUUCAGGAAAGUGUCUUUUUAAGGAUGUUGAUCAUUUAUGUAAGUGCUUUUCUGGCUUGGGAUCUUGGUAGGGGUGCAGUUUAUUUUAAAUGAUUUUACUUAUCUGUGUGGAAAUCAAGACAUGCAUAUAUACUCAUACACUAGUUUUCUGCCUGACUCCCUUUUCAUUCAGGAUGCAGUCUUGCUGUGCUAUGUAUUUUAUGAGGAGUUGGACUGCUGUCAUGGCUCUUUGCUAUGUAGAGAACAUUCAAAACAUUGGCUUAGGACGGUAACUCAUUUUCGUGUUCAAAAGCACAGGACUUUACCACCAGCCUAUAUUAGAGCUGGAGUCUGUGUUCCUGCUUAAACUGUGCAUGUACAGGGAUGAACUUCACAUAACACUAGCAGAAGUCACAGCAGUGAGCUCAGCCUAUAUUCACAUUUAAACAUGAAUACUUUCUCACUCAGGAGUGUUUGUAUCUGGGAUUUUGAUUAUUGCAGCUAGAGACAUUUUGAGUUCUUUUUUUUUGGACACCAAAGUUGGGGUUUGUUCAAAGCCAGAGAUUUAGAUUAAGUUCAUGCUAUGAAAAGGUUGCACUUAAUUCCGUAUUUCCAGAGGGAAGACAUACGAAAAUAGCUCUUGCAGUUCUCAGAACUCACAGUUAGCUUUGCUGUACUGGCUCAUUUAAGUAAAAUAAAUACAAAGGCACGGAGUGUUCCCGUUCGUGAGCUCCUGGUUUGGUAGUAGUUCUGUGUGCGCAUCCUGGGGUGGACUUACUGAGGAGAGAAGGGGUGCUGAGAGGACAGUGGCCCCACAGGCAGUGCAGAGUGUGCUCCCUGUCAUGCAAUGGGGAAAGGGCUAUGUCAUCCCACAGCGCUUUCCCACCUCCCCUUUCCACUUACAGCUAGCAUUCAGCCCUGGUAGGAGCGGUAGAAUACGAGAUCCAGCCUUGGCUAAGCUCUUUAAUGGGACAUUGAUGACAUAUCAUUAAUACAGAACUAAAUAUCCCACCGAUGACUCAGUCCCAGAAGUGAGAAGGAACAUAUCCUGAUUAAGAGUUUGGUCAGUGAAGCAGAAUUUAGUCAAUAUUUUUUAGUUACCCUUAUGUAAUGUACCAUGAUUAAAAUACCUUAGGUCGUGCAGACUGGAAUAAUUUAAAAAUGAAAAUCUUUUUGUUCAUCUACUUCUGAUACUUGUUUUCUUUCUUUCUGGGACUGACUCCUUUCAGAUAGUGAAGCAGGGCUGCUUUAUUCACACCUGGUCAGUCCUUGCUUCUCGUGCACUGGUACAAAGGUGGGAAAUCAGCCUGGAAAAAACUUUUCCUUGACUGUCAAGGGUAUUCACCACUGGCAGAAACUAACAAGGAAAUUGGUGGAUUUGCCAUCUCUUGAUGCUGCAGAUCCAAACUGGAUGCUGUUCUGGAAGAGAUGCUCUAGUCACAGAAGUUACUGAUCUCAGCACAAAGGUAUGCAGUAAAAUGUUUUGCAAUAUAUAGGUGGGCAGAUCUAGCUCUAAGAUUUUCCUACUCUCUUUAAAGUGUCUGAGUAUGGUACAGUGGUACUGCAUUUUUUUUAAUAAUUUUUUUAUUAUCACUUAAAAAAACAUCCCCAUGAAAUCUCUUCUGUUUUGGAACUACAUAAAGUGAAAGUGAAGUGUAGAAAUUAAGAUCCUACAAAGAGAUUAGGCCAGAUGGAAUAAUCUGUCAUGGAGUCUCUUCCUGGGAUCACAUCUACAUUACUGUACUCUGAUUAUCUGCUUCCCUGGAGCACUCUGCAGCACUGUGCUAGUGCAUUGUGAGCCAAGGAAUGGUAUGUUUAGACACCUCCCAGCUAAACUAGAGAUCAGCCACUGUGCAAUUGUGUAAAAAAAUAAUAAAAGUUAAAAAAAUACAGAAUGACUUUCUCUUAUUUUAUUCCACCAAAGAAAAAAAAAAGAAAAAAAGAGAGAAGGAUUAGGUCCAUAUCAGGUAAUAGCAUGACCUCUAUUUAUAAAGAGUGAGAAAGGAUUUCUGCUGUUACAUCCUUACCUAACUUUUCCCUGGAUGUAUGGAAACUGUGUUUUCAGAGGCCUUCCUUUUCCACCAUCUGUAAGACUGUACAAGUAAGGAAUAAGCCAGAAAAACUGAAAAUAUAGGGCUAAUAAUGCUGAUCUCAUGCUGAAAUGCAGUAGAUUUAUUUGGGAAUGCCUGCAAAUAGGCAUCACAGGAUCUUGUGGGGUCAAAGAGGACUCGCCUUAUGGAGGGAGGAAUGGACAGGGAAGUUGUGUGCCACUAAGAAGGCCUCUGUGAGGGAAAUGAAUAUAUUCUCCAAAAGCUUUGCCUUCCUGGAUGAGCACCAGAGAUUUUUUAACCCCCAGAAUCUGUUGUCUAAUGUAGGAGGGAGAAUCCAGACAUUUUACCCCCUUAAAAUAGGGAGCACUAUCACUGGAAGUAUCUCUGCCAAUGUUUUCUCCUUUAACUGGAACUAGUCUUGAGGGAAUUGGCAGACCUCUCUCUCGUGGUGACUUAGCACUUCAGCUCCUGACUACACAAUAAUUAAAAAAAAAAAAAAAAGCAAUAUGUCGUUAUCCUGGUCAUUACUCAAAUGACUCAAAGGGUAACAGUUCUCUGGUCUGCACUCAAGCAGUGAUUUAAAGUAUAUUUCUGUGACAACAGUCAAAAAGUGUUCACACACGUGAAAAGAGAGAAUUAUUUUAAGCUUUUUAGAUAUAAUGGCUGUGGUGCACCCUUUCAAAAUGAUAGGAUCAAGUACUUACGGCCAGUGGCUUUUCUUGCAAGCUACGCAACUUCUUUUGCCUAAGUCAAUAUAGGCAAAUAUAGUCAAAUUUCUGUGUUUCCUUACAAAAAGGUGAUGGAUAUCACCGUUGCUUUCCAUGUUAGAGAAGAAGGAUAGUUGCCAUAAAUCAACUUUUUUGCUGCAGAGGCGGUAAAUAAGUAGGAGAUUAAAAAAAAAAAGCUUUGCUAUUUUAGGCUUAAAAUGUACUUCAAAGUAGUCAAUCUAAGUAGACUGAUGCUUACCUAAAAGUGCAACCUUUUAUGUAGCUUCAGCUGGUAUAUUUUCAUACAGUAGGAUGUAUAGUAGCAAAACAAAUCUGGAAUUUGGGGGUCUGGUUCCUCACUGGUGAACGGAAGAGGCAGAUUCCUCUUCCUCACUGCUUUGUUUCUUAAACAUAAGUUUGUGGCUGGAAAGAAAUUUUCCAAAAUGUAGUUGCUUAUGUCAGAGAAAAAUGGUUUUACAACAUAUCCUUUGAAUAUACAGUGUUUGAAUAUGCACACACUAAGGUCACACGUGCUCAAUCUGGCGGCAAAAACAGUUUGCACUAGACAGAUUUUAGUACGGUAGAGAAAGCUGCUUUGUAAUCAGAAGAUCCGUGAGCUCACCUAGUUAAAGGGAACAGCAAACACAUUCAUUGUUAGUCUCUGCGGCUUCUACGGUGGAUCUCUGACCUAGUUUUUAAUUAAAAGACACAAUAAUCCAUUCAGAUUAGAAAUGAUGAAAACUGACUAGGACAGUACUUUUAUGGCCUUGGCUGGAAUCAACUAGUUUAUCUCCAGGAGCUCAUGAGAUGUUCUUAAAUGUUCCUUAUUGGAUCAUUUUUCCUCAUAGAUCAUUUUGUAAAGAAACUUAUCCUCUGGUGAUCUAUACUGAUCUAUACUUUGCCAUUUAUUCUCAACAAAGGACAGCACAAUCAAAUAAUCAAAUCCUUUUUUUUUUUUUUGCUUUCUUUUCAUCUAUCACCUCAUCCAAUAAUUAAAAGGGAAGAAUGACCCUGUACUUUCCCAUGUCUUGAACCAGUGCUGAUCUCAGAGGUGUGCUGGUGUGAUGCCUGAAAGCCAGCAUGCAAAUCUGGUAACACCCUUGCUGUUGCUGUUAAAAGUCUUGAUUAUAUUAUUUAGACUCCAUGCAAAUUGCUGGGGAGAGCAGCUGCGGCUGCUGGCCAGGUAGAAAGGAGAACAGAAUAAAUAGGCUUUCAUGUUGUUAAAGCACAAAUUCUGCUCUCACUGAGGAUGGUGAAGAAGCUUAUCCCACAGCACGAGCAGGUCUGCCUCAGUCUCAGUUUAACAUCAGGUGUAUGUCCUACUCUGAUCCUCAGCCUGCUUCGACAGGCAGGUGAGUUCUGUAGUCCCAAGCACCCCUUUUCCUACCUGAUUACUGUGGUCAAAGAAUAAGCAUCGCACCUGACCGCUGCUGCUGACACUUUUCUGUUAAAAUGAAACAUGAUCCAUGCCUUUCUGUUUGCUGCGUCCAUCUUUUCUCCUUGUGUUUUGAUUUCCCUUUUUUCCUGUGCAAACAUAGAGAUUUCUCAUCUGUACCCCAGCACAGCUGUGACGCACAUUAUCAGCCUCUCUUAGAGGCAUGAGCUCUCUGCUCUGCGGACUUGAGCAGAGGGUGGAAAAAAUGGAGCUACUUCCAGGCAAACUGGCUCAGGACUCGAAGCAAUGACGGUCUUCCAGUCCAGAGCCCGGUCUUAGCUAAUUUGGUUUAAUAUCUAAACACACAACAACACUCCAUCACCAGCCUCUUGGCACAUCAUUGUUGGCAUUUUGCAUUCCUUUGAUUGCUUCCCAGUGCACGUGUACAGGUUGUUGUGUUUUCGUAAUCCCUCGGUUUUAGAAGCUAUCCAGUGGUAGGAGGAAUAUAUGUAAUGCCAUUGUCUCUGCUGGUGGUUGUAGGAGUACAUAUAUCAAGCAAAAUUACUCAUGGCCAUGAGGUUUUCUAGUGAUAAAACCUGGGUGUAGAAUGGCAGAGUGGGCAUUUUCCUUUUCUUCUUGCUUGGAUGAUAUUUUUAUACAAUUUUAUAUGCAAUUUUUUUAAAUAUUUGCUAUUUUUAUUGUAGGGUUCUGGUUGAGGUUUUACCAGAACUUCUGGUUGUCUACAGGCCCAGAUUCUCACAGGAAUAUUUUUCCUCCCUUUCCUCCCCCCUCCCCCCCCUUCUUCUCCUAUAGGUGAAAGCCAUUGCAUUUGCAACAUCAGCUUACAGCAAAAUAACACCUAGGGCCUGAUCAGUCUUUUAGUUGCACUGAAAUUGAAGGAAGUUGCAUGCAAAGUCCUGCUAGUCCCGCUGCAGCAUCUGGGGCCAAAGGCUAAAUACCUGAAAUACAUGCAUCUUGUUAAAUGCGGGGCAGUUCUGUAUAAAGCCAAUGCAUCAAGGUAGUGCUGUCUUCCUUUGCUGUGGUAGGAGCUGCUUCCACCACAAUAUGUUUAAAUAAGAAAAUCUCUCUCUGUGACUAUAAUGCUACUUUUUGCAGCCACUUCAAUGAGUAGGCACUUUAAUAAAGGCAUAUGUUGGUGCACUGGCUACCUUCAGCAGGGAGGAAGGGUGAACAUUAUGUCUUAUCUGUGUCAGUAGAUUUCACUGCUCUUUGCUCAAACAUAUAGUGACAGGUCCUAAUGACGCUAAGGAAUGUUAAAUCUAUUCUUAAGGGGGAUAAGGGGAAAUGAACCAAAUUCAAGGAUCUUGGUCUUGUAAAAUAACCUUUUCUCAGCUGGCAUUCUGCAGGGAAAUCUAUGUAUGAAGUUGAACAUAAACUUUAGAGUAUGUUUGUAUUAGCAGAGCUGAUAAUGGAAAUGUCUUUCUUGAACUGAAGUAAACAAUAUACACCUGUUCUCUAACAUUUUUCAUGGAAGCAAGAGGCAGGUUAUUGUACUAUUUUGCGCCAGAGGAUGGAAAACAAAUAAAAAUCCAUUUUAAAAGCAAAAUUCAAUGCAAGUUUGCUCUUGGGACUGGAUGGGUAAGGUAUCCAAAAAACCUAUUUAGUUUGUAAAGACUCAUUAAGGAAAAAAAAAUGUAAAACUGAUAUGAAUCUUGCCAUGUAAUGCCAAGUAUUCUCAACUAUUCUGAGAAUAAUUUUAAACAAUAUGUAUUUAUUAGUUCCUUAUUUGAAAGAAGAGGCUUGUGGUCUCUAAAUGUAUAAAACAUUUUUCAGCAUUCCAGUCUUUCUGUAACUGAGUCCAUGUAUGUUCAUCUUAUUACCAAAUAAAAACAAUGAGGUCUCUGCUUAA